AUUCGUUCAGCAGUCAAACAAUCGUACAAAAGCCAGCCGCUUCGUGGUAGCAGUCUUGUUUCAAGCCGGGCAUACUUUUUGCGUUUUUGCAGUGCAAUUUCCUACAAUUUGUGACGGUAUUUAGGGAUUUUUCGAAGAGCAGUUUCGUGUUACAUUUUGCGAUAUUUGUUUCAUCUGGCGGGUGCUCUAGUGUCUCAUCACGGAGGCGCACCGGUUCCCUUAGUACGGCUUAAUGUCUAGUGGUGAAUUUUGUGACAGUUCCGCCGUCGAUCCCCCAGCCGCCAAAAAGCGGAAGCUGCCUUCAUCGCCCACGUCUUCGUCGUCGUCGUUGUCGACUUCCUCCACUGCAGCAACAGCAGCAGUAGUAGCCGGACAGCAGCAGCAACAACAACAUCAAGUAGAAGAAGAUUCAGUAGCAGUUGUAAUGGCGACGGCAAACAACAAUGGAUCGACACCGUUCGAGGGUAUUGAUGGUCAGGAAAUCGAUGAGGGACUCUACUCGCGGCAGCUCUAUGUUCUUGGUCACGAUGCGAUGCGUCGGAUGGCCCGUUCCGAUGUGUUAAUCUCCGGACUCGGUGGUUUGGGUGUGGAAAUAGCGAAAAAUGUUAUCCUCGGUGGUGUGAAGUCUGUCACUUUGCAUGACAAAGCGCUUUGUUCGCUGGCGGAUCUGUCAUCACAGUUCUAUCUCACGGAUGGCGAUGUUGGAAAAAACCGUGCCGAAGUCAGCUGCCGCCAGCUGGCAGAAUUAAACAACUAUGUGCCUACCACCGCGUACACAGGAGAACUCACCGAGGAGUUUCUCCGCAAGUUUCGGGUUGUGGUGCUCACUCUAACGACACCAGCGGAACAGCGUCGGAUCGCGGAGUUAACCCAUCGGCACAACAUUGCUCUCAUUACGGCUGACACCCGGGGUCUGUUUGCGCAAAUUUUCUGUGACUUUGGCACCGAUUUCACCGUGUAUGACACAACCGGAGCCAAUCCGGGUUCGGCAAUGGUAGCUAGCAUUACCAGCGACGUAGACAGUAUUGUGACCUGUUUGGACGAAAACCGACAUGGUUUCGAGGAUGGGAAUUACGUUACUUUCACCGAGGUUGAAGGUAUGGUUGAGCUGAACGGAUGUGAUCCCAUUAAAAUUAAGGUUUUGGGACCGUACACAUUUAGCAUCGGUGACACGACUAAGUUGAACAGAUAUGUUCGUGGUGGAAUCGUCACCCAGGUCAAGAUGCCAAAACAGAUGACUUUCAAGUCACUUAUCGAAGCUGAAAAUGCCCCCGAAUUUAUCUGUUCAGAUUUCUCUAAAUGGGACCAUCCACAGAACACGCAACUUGCAUUCACGGUUUUAGGAAGAUACCAGGAAAAGUAUAAUCGUUUGCCACGUCCAUGGAAUGUCCAAGAUGCCGUUGAGUUCGUCGAGAUGUGCAAGGAACGCGCCAAGGAACUCAAACUGGACGAGAUAAACGAUCGAAUGCUGACGACAUUUUCUAAAGUGUGUGCCGGAGAUCUAUGCCCGAUGAACGGAACAAUUGGUGGCAUAACAGCACAAGAAGUUAUGAAAGCAUGCACCGGGAAAUUUACACCGCUAUUCCAGUACCUUUGUUUGGAUGCGGUUGAGUGUCUACCCGAAGCUGAAUUAACCGAAGAAGAGUGUCAGCCUAUUGGAUCUCGGUAUGAUGCUCAGAUUGCUGUUUUCGGACGCAAGUUCCAAGAGGUUUUGAGUAAAUUAAAGUAUUUUAUUGUUGGCGCCGGUGCGAUCGGGUGCGAGUUGUUGAAAAACUUUGCAAUGAUUGGAGUUGCCUCCAGUAAUGAGGGAGAAAUCAUUGUUACCGAUAUGGACCUGAUCGAGAAAAGUAACUUGAAUCGACAGUUCCUGUUUCGACCUCACGACGUCCAACAGCCAAAAUCUCGUGUCGCUGCUCAGGCCGUCAAGCGUAUGAACGGAGAGAUCAAUGUGAUCUCUCACGAAAACAGAGUCGGCGUUGAAACGGAGAAGGUUUACGAUGACACUUUCUUCGAAAGGUUGGAUGGUGUGGCCAACGCUUUGGACAACAUUGACGCACGUAUAUACAUGGAUCGUCGAUGUGUUUACUACAGAAAACCGCUGCUAGAGUCGGGAACACUCGGUACUUUGGGAAACAUUCAGGUUGUUGUACCGUUCCUCACUGAAUCGUACAGUUCAUCGCAGGAUCCGCCAGAAAAAUCGAUCCCAAUUUGCACUCUGAAAAACUUUCCAAACGCGAUCGAACACACACUGCAGUGGGCUCGCGAUAUGUUCGAAGGCAUCUUCAAGCAGUCGGCGGCAAACGCUGCUCAGUACAUAUCCGAUCCAACUUUCAUCGAUAGAACGCUUAAGCUGCCAGGCGUACAGCCGUUGGAAGCACUUGAAUCCGUUAAGACUGCCCUAAUCGACGAGAGACCGAAGAACAUUGAAGAUUGUGUCAAAUGGGCUAGAAUCCAUUUCCAGGAGCAAUAUUCUAACCAGAUACGGCAGCUCUUGUUUAACUUUCCUCCCGAUCAGCAGACUACGACCGGUCAACCGUUUUGGUCGGGACCGAAACGUUGUCCGGAAGCGAUCACGUUUAACGUAAAUGAACCGCUUCAUCUGGAUUACGUUUUCGCGACGGCCAAUUUGCGCGCGGAAGUCUACGGUAUCCCACAGUUGCGCGAUCGGUCCCAAAUUGCAGAACUGGUGAACAAGAUCCAGGUCCCCGUGUUCACACCGAGAUCGGGCGUCAAAAUUGCCAUCACCGAUGCGGCGAUGCAGGCUGAGGCUAAUGGAGCUUCCGGCGAGGAGCUCGAUCAGGAUCGCAUUACCCGCCUGCAAAAUGAACUUGCUUCGCUCGGUCGCCUUGAUUUCAGCAUUACGCCGCUCGAAUUCGAAAAGGACGACGACAACAAUCUUCACAUGGACUUCAUUGUGGCGGCAUCGAAUUUACGUGCGGCCAAUUAUAAAAUUCCGCCCGCUGACCGACACAAGUCCAAGUUGAUCGCGGGCAAGAUUAUUCCGGCGAUCGCCACUACGACAUCGCUCGUAGCCGGUUGCGUUUCGCUCGAACUGUACAAGCUUGCUCAAGGCUUCAACACGCUGGAUCGCUUCAAGAAUGGGUUCCUGAAUUUGGCAUUGCCAUUCAUCACUUUCUCGGAACCGAUUGCAGCAAAGAAACAGACUUACUACGACAAGGAGUGGACCCUCUGGGAUCGUUUCGAAGUUCAAGGCGAGCUUACUUUGAAAGAGUUUCUGGAUUACUUCGAGCGUGAACAUAAGCUGCACAUUACGAUGCUGUCGCAGGGUGUCUGUAUGCUUUAUGCAUUUUUCAUGGCCAAGGACAAAAAGGCAGAACGGCUCAGUCUGACCAUGUCGGAGGUGGUAAGGCGUGUCUCGAAGAAAAGCAUUGAACCUCACAUCCGUGCACUUGUUUUUGAGAUUUGCUGCAAUGAUGAUGAAGGUAGUGAUGUGGAAAUACCCUAUGUGCGUUAUUCCUUGCCGUGAAAUGUGAUUUCAAGGACCCAAAUACACACAUACUCACACGUAUCCUAAGGAGUUGUUUUAAACACUAACACACCAACGCAAAUACAGAUCAGAGAACGAAAUUGAACCAUUUAUUAUAACCAUUUGAUUAAUGAAAGUGAUCGGAUUCUAUUAUAUGGCAGCAGUCGAAUUGAAAUUCAAUGCCAUACUACCAGCCAUGGUUCUGCUUUUCAACAUCUUGCCGUAGUAUUUUUUACCGUCUUGGAAAAAAAUCGAGUUACUGUAAAAUACAGCAUAUUUUUAAUAUUUCUUGUUUUCUUUAUUUUGCAGUUCGAAUCUGUUGAUUGAAACGCACUUUUUUCUUUUAAAUCGUCAUCCGAAGUUUCUGUUUUUCAUUCAUUCAUAGUUCGAUUUGCAGUGCGUUGCAUUUUAAUCGUAUGUACUAACAUUGAAUCUGAACCAAGUAGUAAAGUUUGUUGUCUGUUUAUUUCUUUUUUUGUAACUUAUGGUUCAACAGAUCAGGUUUUCCCUCACAUUACACCUGCAGAAGUGGAAAUUAUUUCUAAUAACUCCCACUAGCUUGCAAAAGAAUGGUGAUAGGUAUCCACCUUGUUAGAUAUGAAUGCGAAAAAUGAGCGUGUGAUUGUACAACAAUUAAACUAGUAGAUUCGACCGGAAGAUCCAGGCAGUUGACCGGAGAUGUAGCAGAUGAUUAGAUUUAGAAUCGUUUCAAGUAAUCCAGGUUAUUAAAAAAUCUUACGCAUUGAAACAAUGACUAUGACUUAAUGAACGCAUUUUGGAUGUAUUGCUUACGCCAAAAAGGAUCGAUUAUACUAAACAACAUAGCGUUCUAUGGGGGAACUAAACAGUUGUGACGCACAGAAAAAAAUAUGUAACAGACCUUACUUGUUCAGGGGCAAAGUAUCUACUUCAAUUUCUAACAUACUUUUCAGUUCUUAUUUAUUAUUCAAAAAUAAUCAGUAAAAUUAUAUAGUUAUUUCUUGAUUUCCAACAUGUCCUUGAAACUGAUAUCCUGUUACUGAAAAUACCAGGGUUCUGUGCUGCUGCGACAGUAAGGUCUGUAAAACAUGAGAUGAUUAAAUAAAAUAAAUACACGUAAGGAAGUAAUGGAAACUGUCGUGCAACCUCCCAGUGUAGGCAAUUUACAUUCAUUUGUGGGAAAAGAAGAUUGGACAAAAUAGAAACAGUAUGCAAACUAUAAGAAUAAUGUGAGCAAACGAGGAUGCAAAGGAUUAUAAGAAAUAAAUAAUUUUUACUGAAUGGUGAGCAGUACUUUAAACUAAAACAAUCUACGGUCACAUUUCAUCCAUGAGAUAAAAACAGGCAAAAGCAAAGCAAAUGUAUUGUAUUUGAAAAUAAAUUAUGAUCAGAAAAUUUUCAAAA
Malaya genurostris is the source of this 4870-nucleotide messenger RNA. RefSeq names its product ubiquitin-like modifier-activating enzyme 1 (gene Uba1). Gene Ontology annotation, cellular component: SUMO activating enzyme complex; cytoplasm. The record is from RefSeq and is a predicted model, not a curated record. Gene Ontology annotation, biological process: protein sumoylation. The coding region runs from base 233 to 3487 and encodes 1084 amino acids. The transcript is spliced from 6 exons. Gene Ontology annotation, molecular function: SUMO activating enzyme activity. Lineage: Eukaryota; Metazoa; Arthropoda; Insecta; Diptera; Culicidae.